AAAACUCUCGGGACCGUCGGCACGAUCGCUCGGUGAAACGCACAUACUUUCUCAUAACGCUCAAUUUCUUCUAGUCCUCUCACUGGCCACCCCCGCGGACGUUGUUUGACUUAGUGUGGCCUUUAUUUUUUCUUUUUAAAACCCUGUCCAAUAAAUCAUCAAAAACGGCGUCCAUAUUCUCAGAGGUGUUCAACUCGGAGGACUCGUUGAUCGGACCCAUCGUAAUCGGGUUCGCUGUCAUCGGGUUCUUGGCCACGUUGCUGCUGAUAUGCGACGUGCUCCUCGAGAUCGCAAAGGGAUGUGUGGCACACUUGUUGCCACUGGUGAUGCCCGACCGGACUCCACUGAGUAUCAAGUACGGCAAAUGGGCAGUGGUCACUGGUUCUACAGACGGCAUUGGGAAAGAAUACGCCAAGGAAUUAGCCAAGAGAGGUCUUAACAUCGUAUUGAUUAGUAGGACAAUCGAGAAAUUGAAUAAGAUUGCUACAGAAAUAGUACAAGAGUUUAACGUCGAAGUGAAGGUUAUACAAGCCGAUUUCAGUAAAGGGCAAAUCGUGUUCGAUCAUAUCACCAAGGAAUUAGAUGACAUUGAAAUCGGAAUACUGAUAAACAACGUCGGCAUGCAAUACUUGUAUCCAAUGUACAUGACCGAAGUACCGGAAUCCACUGUAUGGGACUUGGUGAACGUUAACGUUGGUGCUACCACACAUAUGACAAAACUCGUUUUGCCAGGAAUGCAAAAGCGGAAACGGGGAGCGAUCGUAAACGUGUCAUCUAGUGCCGAAUUGCAGCCCAUGCCACUGUUGGCUGUUUACGCAGCUACCAAGUCAUACAUAAAAAGCUUUACAGAAGCACUUCGCAUCGAGUACGAAGAAGACAAUAUUACUGUACAACAUCUUUUCCCGUUAUUCGUAAACACAAAAAUGAAUGCUUUCAGCUACAGAUUACAAGAGACGACUUUAUUCGUACCCGAUGCAAAGAUGUACGCCACGAAUGCCGUGAACACGCUGGGUAUGGUUAACCACUCAACUGGUUACUGGGCCCACGGUAUUCAGCAUUUUUUUAUGAGACUGCCACCAGUAUGGAUAAGAACUUUGGUUGGAGAAUUUAUGACUCAUUCCUUUAGAAGCGACUAUUUUUCUAAAAAAGGUUUAAAAGUAGAAUAAUUUUUUAACCGUUUGUAUGUUACAAAAUCAUUAUUUAUAAAAAAGCAAAAGUUAUAUUUUAACACUUAUGUAUGAAUAAAUUGUAUUAUUAAUUCCUUA
This is a messenger RNA of Acyrthosiphon pisum (pea aphid), 1265 nucleotides long. Its product is annotated as inactive hydroxysteroid dehydrogenase-like protein 1-like. Bases 327 to 1166 code for a protein of 279 amino acids. Lineage: Eukaryota; Metazoa; Arthropoda; Insecta; Hemiptera; Aphididae. Gene Ontology annotation, molecular function: oxidoreductase activity. The record is from RefSeq and is marked predicted. The transcript is spliced from 6 exons.